Messenger RNA from Kluyveromyces marxianus DMKU3-1042, 933 nucleotides. It is a transcript of the gene PGA3, whose product is annotated as cytochrome b5 reductase family protein. The record is from RefSeq and is a predicted model, not a curated record. The transcript has a single exon. Gene Ontology annotation, cellular component: endoplasmic reticulum; plasma membrane. Bases 1 to 933 code for a protein of 310 amino acids. Gene Ontology annotation, molecular function: oxidoreductase activity. Lineage: Eukaryota; Fungi; Ascomycota; Saccharomycetes; Saccharomycetales; Saccharomycetaceae.
AUGAGUUCAAACAAGAAUUGGGAUGUUUUGAAUGAACCGUUACAUGGGAUUUACAUCCCAUCGCUACUCUUUUCUGUGGGUAUCAUUGUUUUCACGGUUAUGAACCAUGAUGUUAGAUUUCUAUCUGGAUUCAUUUUGUUAGGUGCUAUAUUACUUUAUAGAAUGGUUAUUGCUCGUUCUCGUUUGAAAUCUAUUCACAGUGAUAAGUGGACUCCAUUAGAAUUGGUGGAUCAAACCAUCAUAUCCAAAAACACUGCUAUUUACAGAUUCAAAUUAAAGACUAGCUUGGAGAGUUUAAAUAUCCCAACAGGUCAUCACCUAGCUGUUAGAAUUCCAUUUGAUGGCACUGACGAAAUAAGAUACUAUACUCCAAUCUCAAAUAAGUUUGAAACUGGUCACUUUGAUAUUCUGGUCAAGUCUUACCCAGAAGGAAAGGUUUCCAAAUACUUUGCUAUGCUCAAGCCUGGCCAAACUGUCGACUUCAAGGGUCCAGUAGGCAGGUUCAACUAUGAGGUAAAUUCUUCAAAGCAUAUCGGUAUGAUUGCCGGUGGUACUGGGUUGACUCCAAUGCUACAAGUGUUAAACACUAUCAUUACCACACCAGAAGACUUAACUAAAGUAACCCUAAUCUAUGCUAACGAAACUGAAAAUGACGUUCUUUUGAAGGAUGAACUAGACGAGAUUUCUGAAAAAUAUCCAAACUUCACUGUGCAUUAUGUAGUCAAUCAUCCAUCUAGUUCCUGGGAUGGCGAAACUGGCUGGGUCACUAAGGAUAUCAUGUCAAAAUACUUACCUGAACCAUCCGCUGAAAAUAGAUUGUUAAUAUGUGGGAAACCUGAGAUGAAAAAGACUCUACUAGCGUAUUCCGAGGAGUUAGGCUGGCCAAAGGGUGUUCUAAGCUCCAAAGGAGAUGAUCAAGUGUUCGUGUUUUAG